Molecule: messenger RNA, 2895 nt
Organism: Hansenula ciferrii
Lineage: Eukaryota; Fungi; Ascomycota; Saccharomycetes; Phaffomycetales; Wickerhamomycetaceae
Gene: RPN1
Product: proteasome regulatory particle base subunit RPN1
Exons: 1
Coding region: 1-2895 (964 amino acids)
Biological process (GO): proteasome-mediated ubiquitin-dependent protein catabolic process; regulation of protein catabolic process
Cellular component (GO): proteasome regulatory particle, base subcomplex; nucleus; proteasome complex
Molecular function (GO): enzyme regulator activity
Source: RefSeq, a predicted model, not a curated record
AUGGCACAAAAAGACAAUUCUGGUGAUAUUGCCACCAAGGAAGAAUCAACAAAACAACAACAAAAGGAAAUUGUUGAUAAAUCAAAUAAAAAAGAUAAUAAAAAGGAUAAAAAAGAUGAAGAAGAAUUAACUGAAGAAGAUGAAAAAUUAAAAAAUGAUUUGGAUUUAUUAGUUGAAAGAUUAAUUGAAUCAAAUGAAAAACUUUAUGAUCAUUUAUUAGAACAAUUGAAAGAAUUUAUUAGUUCUUCAACUUCAUCAAUGACUGCUGUUCCAAAACCUUUGAAAUUUUUACAUCCUCAUUAUGAAUCAUUAACACAAGCAUAUGAAAAAUGGACUGAUUCAAAAUUAAAAUCUAAAUUUGCUGAUAUAUUAUCUGUUUUAAGUAUGACACAUUCUGAAGAUACUAAACAAGCUGCUUUAAAAUUCAGAAUAUUAUCAAAAGAAGAUGAUUAUGAGAAAUGGGGUCAUGAAUAUAUUCGUCAUUUAGCUUUAGAAAUUGGUGAAGCAAGUGCUGAAAUCUUGGAAGAAGAAGAAGGUGAAAAUAAAUCUGAUUUUGAUCAAGCUGAUUUGAAAAAAAUUACAUUGAAAGUUGUUCCAUAUUUUCUUAAACAUAAUCAAGAAGCUGAUGCUAUUGAUCUCUUGUUAGAAACUGAUAACAUUAGUGAAUUACCACAAUUUGUUGAUAAAGAAAUUUAUGGUAGAGUUGGUUUAUAUUUGGUUAGUUGUGUUCCUUUAUUACCACCUCCAGAUGAUUUAGAAUUCUUACAAACUGCUUAUUCAAUUUAUUUAGAACAUGGUGAAUUGACUCAAGCUUUAGCAUUAGCUGUUAGAAUUGAUAAUGAUGAAUUAAUUGAAGCAGUUUUCAAUGCUACUUCAGAUUUAUCAAUUAAAAAACAAUUAGCUUUAAUCUUAUCAAAUCAAAAUUCUUCAUAUAAAAAUGAAGAAGUUCAAGAUUUGAUUUACAAUUCAAAAUUAUCAGAAAAAUUCCAUUAUUUAGCUAAAGAAUUGAACUUAUUAGAUCCAAAAGUUCCAGAAGAUGUUUAUAAAUCACAUUUAGAAAACACACGUCAAAAAACAACUUCAAUUGAUUCAGCAAAACAAAAUUUAGCUGCUAGUUUUGUUAAUUCAUUUUUAAAUUUAGGUUAUGGUACUGAUAAAUUAUUAACUGAAGAUGAUAAAUGGAUUUUCAAAACUAAAGGUGAUGGUAUGUUAUCCACCACAGCUUCUAUUGGUUCAGUUUAUCAAUGGGAUAUUGAUGGAUUACAACAUUUAGAUAAAUAUUUGUAUUCAACUGAAGAUGAAAUUAAAGCUGGUGCCUUAUUAGGUAUGGGUCUUUUAGGUUCAGGUGUUCAUGAUGAAGUUGAACCAGUUUUAUUAUUAUUACAAGAUUAUGUUAAUGAUCCAAAUAGAAAAUUAAGCACAGCUUCUAUCUUAGGUUUAGCUCUUUCAUUUUCAGGUUCUCAAAAUGAAGAUUUAUUAAACUUAUUAUUACCAUUAGUUUCAGAUCUUGAAGUUCCAAUUGAAAUUUCUGCCCUUUCUGCGUUAGCUUUAGGUCAUGCUUUUGUUGGUACUUGUAAUGGUGAUAUUACUUCAACAAUUUUACAAACAUUAUUAGAAAGAGAUUUUGAACAAUUAAAGAGUAAAUGGAUUAAAUUUUUAGCUUUAGGUUUAGGUCUUUUAUUCAUGGGUAAAGCUGAACAAGUUGAUGAUGUUUUAGAAACCAUUCAAGCUAUCGAACAUCCAAUUGUCAAGAGUCUAGAAGUUUUAACUAGAAUCAGUGCUUAUGCUGGUACUGGUAAUGUUUUAGAAAUUCAACGUUUAUUCGAAAUCUUAACACCAGAAGGUCCAGAGCCUGAAAAGAAGGAAGAUGAAGAUGAAGAUGAAGUUGCUGAAGAAGAAGAAAAAAAAGAAACUGAAUCAAAAAUUAGAGCUAAAUAUAAAGGCAAAACCGCUAAAACAGAUGCUGAUGGUGAUGAAGAUAUCACUGAAUCUGCCCCAUUAAAUGCUUUUGAAGCAGAAUCUGAAAGUACCAAGAAAGAAGGUGAAGAUGAUGAUGACGAAGAUGAAGAUUCUGAAGAAUCUAAAUCUAAAGAAAACGAUGAUGAUUCACUAUCAUAUGCCGUUUUAGGUAUUGCUAUUAUUGCCUUAGGUGAAGAUAUUGGUAAAGCUAUGAGUUUACGUCAUUAUGGUCAUAUCUUAGAUUAUGGUAGCCCUUCAGUUCGUCGUGCGGUUCCAUUAGGUAUUGGUUUAUUAUCACCAUCCAAUCCACAAGUUAAUAUUAUUGAAUCAUUAUCUAGAAUGUCACAUGAUACAGAUGUUGAUGUUGCUAUUAAUGCCAUUUAUUCCAUGGGUUUAAUUGGUUCAGGUACCAAUAAUGCUAGAUUAGCUCAAUUAUUCAGACAAUUAGCAAGUUAUCAUAGAGAUUCAAAUGCCUUAUUUACAACUAGAAUUGCUCAAGGUUUAACUCAUUUAGGUAAAGGUACCAUGACAUUGAAUCCAUUCACAACUGAAGGUAGAAUUUUAUCAAAAGUUACAUUAGCUUCAUUAUUAACCGUUGCUGUUGGUUUCUUAGAUCCAAGCUUCAUCUUAGAAAAUCACUCAUUAUUAUUCUUCUUAAACAGUGCAUCUCGUCCAAGAACAUUAAUAACAGUGGAUGAAGAUUUAAAUGAAAUCCAAGUUACAGUUAGAGUUGGUAAAGCAGUUGAUGUUGUUGGUCAAGCUGGUAAUCCAAAGACUAUCACUGGUUGGGUUACACAAACCACUCCUGUUCUUUUAGGUUAUGGUGAAAAAGCUGAAUUAGAAGAAAACAGUGAAUAUAUUGCACUUUCAUCAUUCCUUGAAGGUAUUGUUAUUUUAAGAAAAAAUCCAGAUUAUAUAGAGCCUGAAAAGCAGUAA